Lottia gigantea (owl limpet) is the source of this 1248-nucleotide messenger RNA. RefSeq lists its product as hypothetical. The record is from RefSeq and is a predicted model, not a curated record. Gene Ontology annotation, molecular function: pyridoxal phosphate binding. The coding region runs from base 1 to 1248 and encodes 415 amino acids. NCBI's taxonomy places the organism in Eukaryota, Metazoa, Mollusca, Gastropoda, Lottiidae. Gene Ontology annotation, biological process: 2-oxobutyrate biosynthetic process; dephosphorylation. The transcript is spliced from 9 exons.
AUGAAGUAUCGGAGUACCAGGGGAGGUAUAAAGGGUGUCAGCCUAGAAGAAGCUAUAUAUACAGGAUUCGCCAGUGAUGGUGGGCUACUGUUACCUGAAACCCUACCAGUCAUAGACAGAUCUCAACUCAAACUAUGGGCCCAACAACCCGACUACCGAUCGUUAGCUUGCAAAAUUGUUCCCUUAUUUGCUGGAGAUGAGCUUUCUCAAGAAGACUUGGAAGGUAUUCUAGACAGAGCCUACAGUUCCAUCUCUGCACCAGAGAAGAUCCCGAUACGGAGACUGUCAAACAAUCUUAUAAUAGCAGAGCUAUUUCAUGGUCGGACCUGGUCGUUUAAAGAUUACGCGAUGUCCGUCAUGGGACAGUUACUGGAACAUUUCUUAUCUCGGGCUAAAAAACAUCGGACAUUGUUGAUAGCUGAUGGUAGCUCAGAUGAUAUGGAUGAUCUAUUUAGUCAUAUCUAUGCCGAUGAAAAGUUUGUGAAACAACACAAUAUCUCGUCGUUAAAUUCAGUCAACUGGGGACGAAUUAUGUUACAAAUUGUUCAUUACUUCUAUAUUUACCUUCAGAUAGAAGAGUCGUGUGAAAAGGAGUUGGAGAUUGUGGUACCCACAGGUGGAUGUGGUAACGUAACAGCGGGCUGUAUAGCGAAGUUAAUGGGAUUGCCUAUUAGAUUAACUAGUUGUGUCAAUGAGAAUGAUACAGUUGAUAGAUUGAUUAAAACUGGUACCUUGUCGUUAAACCCGGUCAAACAAACCAUUUCACCAUCUCUCGAUAUACAGAUGCCGUACAACAUGGAGAGAAUCUGGUUUUUAUUGAACAAUGGUGAUGGUGAAAUGAUAAAUAAGAUAAUGACAGAAUUAAAAACACACUCCAAAUGUCAGUUACCGGAUUCUUUACAUACAGAGCUGACCAAAAUUUUUGGUUCAUUCAGUGCCGAUGAAGAUGCCAUUAAAUCAACCAUAAAGAGAUGUUAUGAUGAAAAUAAGUACACCAUUUGUCCACAUACAGCAGUGGGCGUGGCUUAUCAUUAUCAUCAAUUACAAAAAAAUACAGAAGCUGACGUCAAACGAGUUGAAUUAGCAACAGCAUCACCCGCCAAAUUCCCUGAAGCUCUGGGACUAGCAGGAGUACCACCAACAGAAGGGCUGCCCCAGUACCAAAUGGACAAUCUGGAGAAAGGAGACGACUGGUUGAAAGCAUUAAAACAGACCAUUAUAUCUAUAGACGAAAGAUGGACAGUGUAA